AUGGCGAAGAAGGUUCUGCUGCUCGGUGCGGGCUUCGUGACGAGACCCUCUGCGGUCGAGCUAGACAAGGCUGGUGUGGCUGUCACAGUCGCCUGCCGAACGCUUGAAAGCGCGAAGAAGCUCGCAGAAGGACUGAAGAAUGCCAGCGCAAUCUCUCUCGAUGUCUCCGACAGCAGUGCCCUCGAGAAAGAGAUCGGGAAGGUCGACCUCGUUAUUUCCCUCAUCCCAUACACGUUCCACGCCAUGGUGAUCAAGGCCGCAAUCAACCAGAAGAAGGAUGUCGUCACGACCUCAUACGUUUCUGAGGCCAUGAUGGCUCUCGACAAGGACGCGAAGGACGCAGGGAUUACGGUCAUGAACGAGAUUGGCUUGGACCCAGGCAUUGAUCACUUGUAUGCCGUCAAGACGAUCGACGAAGUCCACAAGGAGGGAGGCAAGGUUCUCGGGUUCUGGUCGUAUGUUGGAGGUCUGCCAGCACCGGAGGCGUCCGACAACCCUCUCGGCUACAAGUUCUCGUGGUCGCCUCGUGGAGUCCUCCUCGCUGCGAGGAACACCGCACACUUCUACGAAGAUGGACAGAAGAAGACAAUCGAGGGCGAGAACCUGAUGAAGAGCGCGAAACCAUACCUCAUCUACCCUGGCUACGCUUUCGAGGCCUACCCAAACCGCGACAGCACUCCAUACCGCGAGCGGUACAACAUGCCCGAAGCUCAGACCGUCAUCAGAGGUACUCUGCGGUAUCAAGGCAACCCGUCUCUCGUUCAGACGUUCCGCGACCUUGGCAUGCUGAGCGAGGAGAAGCAGGACUUCCUUCAGUCGAAGAUUGCGUGGAAGGAUGCCUUUGCGAAGAUUGUGGGCUCGAGCAGCAGCAAGGAGCAAGAUCUCACGUGGGCGGUGGACUCGAAGUCCAAGUUCAACAGCACGCAAGAGAAGGAUCGCAUCGUUGCUGGUCUGCGGUGGGUGGGCCUGUUCGGUGACGAGAUGAUUGAGCCACGAGGCACACCUCUCGACUGCCUGUGCGCCACGCUCGAGAAGAAGAUGAAGUACGAGGAGGGCGAGCGCGACUUCGUGAUCCUCCAGCACAAGUUCGAGAUCCAGCACAAGGACGGCAGCAAGGAGAUGCGCACUUCAACUCUUUGCGACUACGGCGAGCCUGAAGGCAGCGGCGGGUACAGUGCGAUGGCUAGGCUGGUCGGCGUGCCCUGCGCGGUGGCUGUGUUGAUGAUCUUGAACGGCGAAAUCAAGGAGAAGGGUAUUCUCGCGCCUGUCACGGCUGACCUUGCGGAGCCGAUUCGGUUGAAGCUGAAGGACCAAUACGGCAUUGACCUUCUGGAGAAGACACUUGCAUGA
Saxophila tyrrhenica is the source of this 1350-nucleotide messenger RNA. RefSeq names its product saccharopine dehydrogenase (NADP+, L-glutamate-forming) (gene LYS9). Bases 1 to 1350 code for a protein of 449 amino acids. Gene Ontology annotation, molecular function: saccharopine dehydrogenase activity. The record is from RefSeq and is a predicted model, not a curated record. The transcript is spliced from 3 exons. Gene Ontology annotation, cellular component: cytoplasm. Lineage: Eukaryota; Fungi; Ascomycota; Dothideomycetes; Mycosphaerellales; Extremaceae.